AGCAGCCCGUCCGGGCUUAUCUCCGUUCCAAACUCUCUCUCUCUCUCUCUCUCUCUCUCUCUCUCUAUCAGAGAGUCUCUCUCUCAUCGCGAUCACGCUUGCAGGGAACCGAGUCUCUCUCUCUACUCGAUCGCGCCUCCAAGCAACUGAGUAUUGUGUGUCGAGUGCCGACUUCUCCAGCCCACCGAGCAGCCGUUCCUUCGAAGCUCACCAAGCAGUCGUUCCUUCGCAGCUCACCAUAGCGGUCCAGAUCCAUCCACCGUCCACGGUCCAUGCCGUACUGAAGGAUCUAAUUCACAAGGCUAUCAGCGAAACUCUAUUUAAACCUUUCAGAUCUAGAGAAAGGAGAGAGGAAACAGAUGGAUCCGGAUUCAGUGAGAUCAACUUUGUCUAACUUAGCAUUUGGAAAUGUGAUGGCAGCUGCUGCUCGUGAUUAUCAGAAGGAGUUGCUUGCUCAAGGGAAGCCACAAGCAUCAAGUUCUUUCAACCAGGAGGUCGACCUUGAUGAGUUGAUGGAUGAUCCGGAGCUGGAAAAAUUGCAUGCAGAUAGGAUUGCAGCUCUCAAGAAAGAAGCUGAGAAGCGGGAAGCAUUAAAAAGGCAAGGGCAUGGAGAAUACAGGGAGAUUACUGAGGGGGAUUUCUUGGGUGAAGUUACCAGUAGUGAAAAAGUGAUUUGUCAUUUCUAUCAUCAGGAGUUCUAUCGCUGCAAGAUAAUGGAUAAGCAUUUGAAGUCCCUAGCACCAAGGCACAUUGGUACAAAGUUCGUCAAGCUGGAUGCAGAGAAUGCACCCUUCUUCAUUGCGAAACUAGGAGUCAAGACUUUGCCUUGUGUUAUAUUGUUCAGGAAAGGAAUCGCAGUUGAUAGGCUGGUUGGAUUUCAAGAUCUGGGAGGAAAAGACGAUUUCACAACAAAGACAAUGGAAGUGCUACUAAUAAAGAAAGGUAUUCUUAGUGAGAAGAAAGAAGAUGAAGAUGAAGAAGACGAUGGAAAUCAUGAAAAUAUGUGCAGGGCAGUGAGAUCCUCAAUGAAUCCUGAUUCUGAUUCCGACUGAAAAUGGAAGAAUUGCACUUUGUCUACAUGGAUUCUCAUUUUAGGUCAUUUGGGGUAGGGGAGGGUUUUAAACGAGUGCUUGUGUUGUUAAAUUCACUUAUAAUUAAUUUGGAUUUAUACCAACGGCUUCUUUUUUGGAUUCUGAUUACUAAAUACUAAAUCAGGGAAUUUCUAUCGGUGUGCCGAGUGUUUAUGGGACACCAAGGAUUCAUGGAAGUAAUUGAAGGUUAUUAAAAGGUUUAGGUCUUGUUUGAUUAUAUAGAUGAGAUGAGAUGAAAGUUGAAUAAAAUAUUAUUAAGAUAUACUUUUCGAAUA
Carya illinoinensis is the source of this 1366-nucleotide messenger RNA. RefSeq names its product thioredoxin domain-containing protein PLP3B-like. Lineage: Eukaryota; Viridiplantae; Streptophyta; Magnoliopsida; Fagales; Juglandaceae. Gene Ontology annotation, cellular component: cytoplasm. The coding region runs from base 360 to 1052 and encodes 230 amino acids. The record is from RefSeq and is a predicted model, not a curated record. The transcript has 10 exons.